AAGGGCCUGUUACCUAUCUGUUCCUACUAUAUCUUUCUAAUUUGUGGUUGUAGCUGUUCGUCAGCUGCUUGUGUUGUGUUCAGGUUUCUUUUUUCGUGUUCAGGUUCAUAAAUUAGAAAUAUGUUGCUUGUGUUCGUUGUGUAAAGUUUAUCUAAGUCCAACAAAUACUCUGAUUUACUCUUUGAAUUUCGGUGUUUACUUACACCAUGAGUACUUUAAAAGAAAUAGAAAUCGAGUUAAAAGAUAUCGACAAUGAGUUACAGAACGUGGAUGUUGAGCUAGCGCAGCUCAAGAGACGGCAGCGGGAUUUACAACAGAAGAAAACUUUUCUAAAAGAUACUAUUAACAAAAUGAAAUCUGAAGCUUUAGCUGUCGUUGACUGGUCACAGAAUAAUUACGAGUGGUCUGACGAUGUACAAAGAACUCUGAAGAAUGUUUUCAAGAUAGAUACAUUUAGGCAAAAUCAGUUGAUUGCUAUAAAUUCUACAUUAUCAGGUCAGCAUGCCAUUGUAGUUAUGCCCACAGGCGCCGGUAAAAGCCUGUGCUACCAGCUGCCGGCGCUAGUAAAACCUGGUCUCACAAUUGUUGUAUCACCCUUAAUAUCACUCAUGGAGGAUCAAGUAAGAUCUUUAUCGAACAAAAACAUUCCAGCAAUGUUAAUAACUAGCAAAAUUGCCAAAGAAGUGAACAAAGAAGUGUUAGACAUUCUGAAAAAUAAAAAUUCCCUAGUGAAAUUGCUAUAUGUGACUCCUGAGAGGUUUGCCAAAAGCAAAAGGUUCAUGUCUAAUCUGGAGAAAUGUUAUACUGAUGGUAGAUUGCAGAGAAUAGCUAUAGACGAAGUACACUGCUGCUCACAAUGGGGACAUGACUUCAGGCCUGACUAUAAAUUCCUUGGUAUAUUGCCUAAGAUGUUCCCUAACACACCCAUAUUGGGGUUGACUGCAACAGCUACUUCGACUGUUCUGGGAGAUGUACAAAAAAUCCUUAAUAUUCCUGGUAGCCUGGUUAUUAAGUCACCCUUUAACAGACCCAAUUUGUUCUACAAAAUUUUAGAGAAACCUUCAUCACAAGAAGAAUGCUUAUUAAUUUUGGAAAAAUUACUGAAAUAUAGAUAUAAAGGUGAAAGUGGUAUAAUUUACACGCAUAGCAUAAGAGAUUCAGAAGACAUUGCAGAAGGCCUUCGCAAAAGAGGAUUGAAAGUAGGCUGCUAUCAUGCUAACAUGGAAGCAGACACCAGAAGUAAAGUCCAUACAAAAUGGUAUGAGAAAUACUACCAAGCUAUAGUAGCUACUGUUGCAUUCGGAAUGGGCAUUGAUAAGCCAGAUGUAAGAUUUGUUAUACAUCACACAAUUAGUAAAUCUAUGGAAAAUUACUACCAAGAGAGUGGAAGAGCUGGCCGUGAUGGACAGAGAGCUGAAUGUGUGACUUUGUACAGAAUGCAGGAUGUUUUUAAAGUCAGUACCAUGGUAUUUUCUUCUGUCGGAGGCACAGAACAUAUGUAUGGUAUGGUUAGAUAUUGUCUUAAUGGAUCUUUGUGCAGAAGGCAACUUAUAGCUGAACACUUUGAUGAAAACUGGGGUGAUGCAGAUUGCAACAAGAUGUGUGACGUUUGUGCUUCACAGGCAAGCGUCACAAGAGAAGUAGAACUUAAAGAUCAUUGUAAAACCUUGGCGCUCAUAAUUGAAAAUGCCUUAAACCAAGACACAAAGCUGACUGCACAAAAACUCUUGGAUGCUUGGUUUUUGAAAGGCCCUGUCAAUUUGAGGCAUAAAGGCAAAGAACCAAAUUUUUCUAGAUCAUUAGGUGAAGAUGUUAUUACCUAUCUAAUACUGGAAGGAUAUCUAGAGGAAGAUUUUCAUUUUACAGCAUAUUCAACAAUAAGUUAUAUAAAGCAUGGUGUUCAUAUGGAUUUAGUUAAAGACCCUAACUUUACUUUGAAGAUGCCAGUUAGGAAGUAUACUCCCUUUGAGCUGGAAUCUCCAGCACCAAAAAGUUACACACCAACUACGGAAUGCAAUGGCAAAACUGAAAAUAACAGGGGAUCAAAGGAAACUAAAUCUGUUACUCCAAAAGUAUCUACAACAACAACUUUAGACAAUAAUAGUGAAACUGGGAACAAAAGUGAAUCUAAGAAAAGAAAAUCACUUGCAUCAAAUGAUCCUAAAUACAAAAGAAUAAAAACGAUAGUAAUUGAUGAUGACGAUUAAAAUAAAGA
This is a messenger RNA of Hyposmocoma kahamanoa, 2215 nucleotides long. RefSeq names its product ATP-dependent DNA helicase Q1-like. Bases 207 to 2207 code for a protein of 666 amino acids. The record is from RefSeq and is a predicted model, not a curated record. The transcript has a single exon. Gene Ontology annotation, molecular function: ATP binding; nucleic acid binding; 3'-5' DNA helicase activity. Gene Ontology annotation, biological process: double-strand break repair via homologous recombination. Gene Ontology annotation, cellular component: chromosome; cytoplasm. NCBI's taxonomy places the organism in Eukaryota, Metazoa, Arthropoda, Insecta, Lepidoptera, Cosmopterigidae.